This is a messenger RNA of Pelobates fuscus (common spadefoot toad), 747 nucleotides long. RefSeq lists its product as uncharacterized. The record is from RefSeq and is a predicted model, not a curated record. Gene Ontology annotation, cellular component: extracellular region. Gene Ontology annotation, biological process: defense response. NCBI's taxonomy places the organism in Eukaryota, Metazoa, Chordata, Amphibia, Anura, Pelobatidae. The transcript is spliced from 6 exons. Gene Ontology annotation, molecular function: nucleic acid binding; cytokine receptor binding. Bases 1 to 747 code for a protein of 248 amino acids.
AUGCAGUGGCAAUCACAGUUACCUGACUUGGAUCCCAAAGAAAAUCUCUGGUGGAAUUUGAAGAAGGCUGUUGGAGCACGGAAACCCAAGUAUAUAACUGAACUGGAGGUCAUUGUUGAUGAGCAAUGGGCUAAGAUUCCUCAGGAAUGCUUGCAAAAGCUGGUGUCUAUGACAAUGACUUGGGUAGUUGUAAAGACCCUCCUCAUCUUGUCAAGUCUGGUCUCCAUCACCUAUUCCCAAAACUGCAGAUGGCUUCGUCCUCAACAGGAGAAUUUGAACAAGGAGAUCCUUCAAAGCUUCAACCAGAUGAGUCCUCUUGAGACAUUUUCUGGAACUUGCCCACAAAAUCCCACAGUGGUUGUGAAUAUCGAUGAUCUCUACAACAUCUCACAGGUUGAAGAAGCUGCUAUCGCUGCUCGUGACAUUACAAACCAAACAAUCAGGUUCUAUGAAAGAAACCAUCAGAAACUCCGGUGCGAUGAGAAGGCCUGGGAAAGAGUAGAGAUGCUUCUCGAUUACCAGCUAAGUCUGCUGGAUGACUGUAUCCCAGAAGGUGCAGAGAAUCCACAGUUUCAACAAAACAUAUCCGAAUAUUUCAUUUUAUUACAGAAGAUUGUGAAUGAAGAGAUGGAUACAUGUGCUCGUACCGUUGUUCAAAUUAACAUCAAGAGGAAUUUACAACUGGCUGCCCUACUAUCCUCUCGAAUGAGAAGAAAGCAUCUCCUGAAAAACAUCUCUGUGCUCUAA